Molecule: messenger RNA, 2911 nt
Organism: Heteronotia binoei (common prickly gecko)
Lineage: Eukaryota; Metazoa; Chordata; Lepidosauria; Squamata; Gekkonidae
Product: zinc finger protein 24-like
Exons: 4
Coding region: 291-1916 (541 amino acids)
Biological process (GO): regulation of transcription by RNA polymerase II
Molecular function (GO): DNA-binding transcription factor activity, RNA polymerase II-specific; RNA polymerase II cis-regulatory region sequence-specific DNA binding
Source: RefSeq, a predicted model, not a curated record
GCUUGCUUGUAGAAAGGUAAGCAUCAGGAUCGAGACAAGGGCACCGGAGGCUUCUCUCCCAGGGAGUUAGGCAAUUGCAAAGCCUCUUGUGCUUCCCUCUUGAGCAAAGGAUCCCCUUUACACCCAUGAUUUGGAGAAAGGAUUUGUGAUUGUGAUACACCCGCACCUUCUCUCUUUGUAAAGCACGUGGAGAACGCGACUUGCAGUAACUUCGGGGAUUGAAUUUAGUAACCGCGCCAGCGCUUUGAAUUUUCUACAGCCCAGCGUUAUCUCUGAGGGGUUGACCAAGGAUGAAAAUGGAAGAUGUUCGCCCAGGCCAUAUGCAACUGGAAGUAUUGGAGAGAGAAGGGAAAUCUUCUCAUGUCUCUCAAGAUGCUGUAGGCCUCAAGCCUGAGAUGGAUUUGAUGGGAGAAGGUAAACCUCCUCAGGCAAUGCAGUUGGGAAGUACUGGGAGGACCCAUGGAUGGGCAGCCCUGUAUCGGGUGAAGGAGGAGCCAGAAGACUGUUUGGUCCGGCAUUGGGAUGCCCAAAAGCAAGUGUAUCUAAAGACCGUUACUUCCCCUCAUUUAGAGGUAAAAAUCUCACAUGGAAUGACACCAUGGGAUGACACUGAAGCCUUCCUGGCCUCCUUUGAGCAAGUGGCCAAAGCUUGUCACUGGCCCAAGGAAAAAUGGGUAGCCCAGCUUUUGCCAGCACUCAGUGGGGAAGCUGAGCGGGCUUUUAACAGGCUCGAAGCUGGAGACAGAGAGGAUUAUGGGAAAGUGAAGACAGCCAUCUUGAGAAGGGAUUCCAUCACCAGGGAGAAGCAGCGACAACAUUUUAGGCAUUUCUGCUAUCAAGAGGCCGAGGGCCCAAGGGCUGCUUAUAGCCAUCUCCAAGAACUUUGCUGUCAGUGGCUGAAAGCUGAGAGAAAUACGAAAGAGCAGAUCUUGGAGCUGCUGAUUUUGGAGCAGUUCUUGACUAUCCUGCCGCCAGAGAUCCAGAGCUGGGUCAGGGAGCUUGGUCCAGAGACCUGCUCUCAGGCAGUGGCCCUGGCUGAGGCUUUCUUGCUGAGGCAACCAGAGGCUGAGAGGCAGGAAAAUGAGGUGGAAUUGGCCACAACAGGUGUGGAUUCCUGGGAAGCAGAUCCAGCUCACUCUGAUCCCAAGCAGAAACAGUUGUGCCGGGAGCCCAAGCAGGAAGAUAGCAAUGAUGCCAGCGUGAUAGGCCAUGAGGGGUUGACCGAAGAUGAAGGGGAGAAAUGUGCGCCAGAAGAUUUGGAAGGACCAAGCGAGAUGUUGAUGUGGAAAACAAGAGAGACCCCUUCCUGGCCUUGUGAGCAGGAUAACACCUCAAUGAGCUGGGGAGGACCGGAGGCCCACCCAGAAAUCCACACGGUGGAGGAUGCGGAUGAAUCUUCUCCAUGUGAGAGAAGUUACAAGGCCUACAUUCAGAACACAGUCCAAACGGGAAGUAACUUAGGUACAAAACGAACUUCCAGCAAAGCUUAUGGGAAAUGUUUGAGUCAGAACCCAAAUGUCUCAAAGACUACUGCAGGAGGAAAAACACACAAAUGCUUGGUCUGUGGGAAGUACUUCCUCUCUAGCUCCAAACUCAUAAUUCAUCAGCGAACUCACACAGGGGAGAAGCCCUAUGAGUGCCCAGACUGUGGGAAAGCAUUCAGGUGCAGUUCAGUCCUUUACCGUCAUCAGAGAAUCCACACUGGAGAGAAGCCACACAAAUGCCCCAUCUGCGGGAGGCGAUUCAGCAGCAACUCCAAUCUACAUCGACACCAGAGAAUCCACACAGGGGAGAAACCCUACGAGUGUUCUGACUGCGGGAAGAGCUUCAUUCAGAGAGUUAGCCUUGAUAAGCACCAUAAGAUCCAUACACUUGAUGGAAAAAGCGGAGAAAAUUUCACUGUGGGCCAGAGCUGAAAGUUAACUUAAUUAUUUUUUUUUACAAAUACUGUUUCUUUCAUGGAGUUUGAACCAUAAGAUGGGAGGUAUCCCUUAUAGCCAGUUUUACUAGGUUACUUUCACCCAAGCUAUGGGCCAAAAUUUGUUUUGUGUGUGUGUGUGUGUGUGUAUAAUGUGGGAGAUAAUUUGUUUUAAGUGAAUAUCUUAGGUAACCUCAUGGUUGGAUUCCUUCAACCUUAUGGUUGGAUUCAGGGGUGGAAUUCUAGCAGAAGCUCCUUUGCAAAGUAGGCCACACCCACCUGAUGUAGCCAAUCCUCCAACAGCUUACAAAGCUCUUUUUUUGUAAGCGCUUGGAGGAUUGGCUACAUCAGGUGGGUGUGGCCUACUAUGCAAAGGAGCUCCUGCUCAAAUUCCACCCUUGGUUGGAUUACUGCAACACACUCUAUGUUAGACUGCUCGUGAAGUCAACCCAGUUGUGUUGGCUGCCAUUUUGUUUCUGAGUUCAAUUCAAGGUGCUAAUUAUGACCUUCAACAACCUUCAUGACCUGGGAUGCACAUACUUAAAGGACUGUCUCCUUCCAUAGUGCCCUCUACCCCAACCAUGGUCAUCAGGUAACCUUUUGGGGCUAUCCCACCAUUUAGUGUGGCUUAUCUGGCAUUGACCAAAGCCUGGGCCUUUUCCAUCAUGGCUCCAGCCCUUUGUUGUAAGCCACCCUGAGCCUGCUUGUGGGAUAGGGCGAGAUAUAAAUCAAAAUUAAAUUAAAUUGUAAUAGACUCCCUGAAGAGGGGAGGAGGAGGGGCCGUCCUUGGCAUUCUUCAGGAAGUGCUGCAAGGCCUUCCUGUUUGCUAGGGCAUUCGAGGGGGUUUGAACGGCAGGCAUCUUUUAAUGGUGGGGGGAGAUCUGGGGUUGGCUAUUUUAGUUGUAGCAAGAAAAUGUAUUUAUUAUUGUAAGCCACCUUCAACCCUGAGGAUAUCCGAGAUAUAAAUGUUUUAAUAAAGAAAUUCAGAGCAUU